Messenger RNA from Cylindrotheca closterium, 1731 nucleotides. The record is from the annotation of a GenBank genome assembly. Lineage: Eukaryota; Bacillariophyta; Bacillariophyceae; Bacillariales; Bacillariaceae.
AUGACAACAGGACAAUCCAAACAGGGGAGAAGACUCCCAGAUAAUGUCGUCCAAGCCUGUGAAGAUAGGUUCGAGGAAUUUACAAACACUCCUGGCAAAACAGGCGCGGCUAGGCGAAAACGCAGAAAAGAAAUUCCUCAGGAAAUUGUAGUUUCCUUGGAAGGGAAUUGGCAGCAAAUGAAAGAUGGCAAAGAGUUAUCCAACAAGGAAAAGGUGGGCCGCAUAAGAGCAAAACUGAACGCAAUGGAAAGCGGAAUGCAAAGCGGAACCGCAAAAGGUACGGUGACGGCCAUGUUGAAAGAAGAAUUUGGUGAGCAGCUGGCGCAACUUGUUCUUUCCAUGAUGGACUCGUUCGGCCAACAACCACCACCACCACUAUGGUCAGGGGGGGUACGCACAGUCGUUUUGACAUUGAACGCGCAAGAGCAGGCGGCUGUUGGGGCGGCAAUGGAGUCCCUGGGGCGACGCCGAGCCGAAGAGAGUUUAAAGGCGGAAAGGGAAUCCAUUCGACAGCAACUUAAGGAUUUGAAACGUCCCCCAGAAGAUGCCGCCUCGGCUCAUCAAGAUGUUGUAGGUAAAUCUGAAGAAGCAGGGGUUAAUUUUGCAGCCGUCGCCUCGGUCCACAAUCAAUAUUUGGAAUUGCCAAAUAUAAACGAGAUGCUGCCGUUGCUGCCUCAAAAAACGAGGGAUCAAGCAUCGAAACGUCUGAAACCCAAUCCUCCAGCAGAUAAAGCCGUGGGUAUAUCUGACGAUGGGGAGAAGGAUGAAUUGGAUCCCCCAGUAGAGAGAACCAUGCUUAAACCUGAAGAAGUGGAGAAGGAUGGAUUGGAAACUAUGCAGAAUUCUCAAUCAGGUCUCCCGAUUAGUGCUCGUCCAAUGUCUCCAGAAACUCGAAGAGGGUCAGAUCAAUUAUUGCAACUUCGGAGACCAAAUUUCCUAGGGAGAACCUUGGGCAAAGCUGCCGACGAAGUGGAGAAGGAUGGAUUUGAUGUUGUAGGUAAAUCUGAAGAAGGAGCGGUUAAUAUUGCAGCCGUCGCCUCGGUCCACAAUCAAGUAGAAACGUGGGAUCAAGCAUUGAAACGCCUGAAGCCCAAUCCCAAUCCCCCAGCAGGAAGAGCCCUGGGUUCAGAAGUGGAUAUGGAUGAAAAAAUGGAUAUGGGUGAAAUAGAUUAUCGUAGAAUAUUUGAUGAACCAGACGAAGAACAGAAGGACAUAAAAUUGCAGCUUCAAGCACUGAAAUGUGCGAAAGAAUCCAAUGGUCGAGCAAUGAUUCAAUCAGGUCUCUGGAUGGACCCUCGUCCAAUGUCUCCAGAAACUCGAAGAGGGUCGGAUCACUUGUUGCAACUUCGAAAACUCAAUUUCAAAGAAAGGAUCGUGAAUGCACCUAAAAAAAAAAAUGAGGAGCAUAUGCCCACACUACGCUUGCCUCGGGGAGAUAGUUUUGAAGCUCUCACCAUUGACCCUCGUUCAAUGUCUCCAGAAUUAGAGAUUUGUGAAAAAAAUUGGAUCGAGUUACAAACGUCUGAAACCCAACCCUUCAGCAGAGAGAGCAAUGUACUGCUGAAAAAUUAUGUAGUACUGCGGAAUUCCCUUGAAACUGCCAUUCCUGUAAUGUGUCCAGAAGCAUGGGAUCAAGCAUGGAAAUUGGCUUGCGCCAAACGUCGUCUCCAGAGACGCGAAAAGAUGCGAGAUCGAAAUUCGUUCAAGUCUUUCUCAGACGAACUUGGAUAA